Molecule: messenger RNA, 1239 nt
Organism: Solanum dulcamara
Lineage: Eukaryota; Viridiplantae; Streptophyta; Magnoliopsida; Solanales; Solanaceae
Exons: 1
Coding region: 1-1239 (412 amino acids)
Source: RefSeq, a predicted model, not a curated record
AUGAGUUUGUUGCACAGUUUUCACACCAAAAAGGACAAAAUGAAAGGCACAUACAUGGAUGCCUUGGGCUUUCAUAGUGAUACACAUUUGGUUAUUAUUAGAUUGAACCAUUUGUGGGUUUUGAAGUUGAUUUCUCAGAUAGCCAUUUUGUGGCUAAUUAUUCUCUCUUUCCCCUGGAUUAACGCGAGAAUCAGGGGAUUAACAUCGAGCUACCGGUAUAUUAAUGUUUCGAAAGUUGAUCAGACGAUGAUUAAUUAUAAUCCGAUUAAAUUAGAGAUUUUGUCUCUAAUUUUUCAUGAUUUGGCCAAUGAAGGCCUACUCAAAACAGGGGACAAGUCCCUGUUUAUUACCAAUGGAAAUGAAGAAGUUAUCUACAAUUCUCAAGUUACAAGUGAUUACGACAUGGAUUUGAUUUCUCUUUCGGAUUUAGCACGAAAAGAAGAGACUUAUGACUUUGCACUACUUCCCUAUGACUCCUCCAAGUCUCUCAAUUUAAUCGAUCGAGCUAUGAAGGUAGGUGGUAUUGUCAUUGUUCACGACAACCCUAUGAUUACAUAUUCACAACCAUCACACUACAAAAUUGUCUAUGUACGAAAAUUCGAUUCCACAAUACUAGCCAUGCGAAAGACAAGUUCAUUCGCCUCGAUCAAAUCAACAACCACACAUCAUCAUCGAAAACUGUGUAAUUUUGGUCCAAACGCGAAAGAUGAUGCGUUAAAAAAGCUAGAAGACGUACUACUUGAACCACCAAGAGCAGCAUCAGGAAAAUCGAGUAGAUAUCUCAAAAAGACUCGUUAUUUGCCAGAAUUAAUGAACAUUCCACUGGAAAGCUACCCACGUAGGGUAUUCAUCGACGUAGGUUUACAAGACAAAAACGAAAAAUCAGGCGAUUCUAGUUGGUUUUCGAAGCAUUAUCCAACUAGGAACACGAAAUUCGACAUAUUCAAGAUUGAAACAGUGACAAAAGAGUCAUCUGCACCAUUGAUUGGAAUGUCAGAUUGGCUGGAGAAAAAUGUGAAGGAAAAUGAAUAUGUAGUAAUGAAAGCAGAAGCUGAAGUAGUAGAAGAUAUGGUGAGGAACAAAGCAAUUAAGUUAGUUGAUGAACUUUUCUUGGAGUGUAAACAUCAAGGUGUGAAAAAAGGUGACAAAAAGAAAAGCAGGAGGGCAUAUUGGGAAUGUUUAUCUUUGUAUGGUAUGUUAAGGGAUGAAGGUGUUGCUGUGCACCAAUGGUGGGGUUGA